Messenger RNA from Dioscorea cayenensis subsp. rotundata (Guinea yam), 2378 nucleotides. RefSeq names its product zinc finger CCCH domain-containing protein 45. The coding region runs from base 81 to 2093 and encodes 670 amino acids. The transcript has 7 exons. The record is from RefSeq and is a predicted model, not a curated record. Gene Ontology annotation, biological process: regulation of mRNA splicing, via spliceosome; mRNA splicing, via spliceosome. Gene Ontology annotation, molecular function: metal ion binding; mRNA binding; N6-methyladenosine-containing RNA reader activity. NCBI's taxonomy places the organism in Eukaryota, Viridiplantae, Streptophyta, Magnoliopsida, Dioscoreales, Dioscoreaceae. Gene Ontology annotation, cellular component: nucleoplasm.
AGUUUUAUUAUUCUUCUCCAAAAAAAACCUCUCUUUGUGAGCCAACGCGAAACCCUAGCUAGGUUUACACCUCCACCUCCAUGGACGAUCCCGAUGGAGGCCUGAGCUUUGACUUCGAGGGCGGCCUCGAUGCGGCCGUCCCGGCCGCCCCCGUUGCGGGAUCCGCCUCACUCAUGCCGUCCGAAGCCUCGGGGAACGCUGGAGUUGUGGGCGUCACUGGCGUCCCAGGUGAUCCAUCGGUGGUUAUGGCCGGAGGUGGUGCUGGGAGGAGGAGCUUCCGGCAGACGGUGUGCCGGCACUGGCUGCGGAGUUUGUGUAUGAAGGGAGAUGCGUGCGGGUUCCUCCAUCAGUAUGAUAAGUCUCGGAUGCCUGUUUGCCGCUUUUAUAGGCUUUAUGGCGAGUGCCGCGAGCAAGACUGCGUGUAUAAGCACACCAACGAGGAUAUCAAGGAGUGCAAUAUGUACAAAAUGGGUUUCUGUCCGAAUGGUCCGGAUUGUCGAUAUCGACAUGCAAAGUUACCAGGACCCCCUCCGUCUGUGGAAGAAGUUCUUCAAAAGAUUCAGCAUUUGAGUUCUUUUGGUUAUGGAUCUUCAAACAAAUUUUUUCAGCACAGAAACAAUGGUUACACUCAGUCCGAGAAGCCUCAGUUUUCCCAAGGCUCAGCUGCUCCUAAUCAAGUGACACCAGUGAACUCAGCUGUUACCCUUGCUCCACCCAAUGCACAGCAGACACAAUCACAGCCACAACAGCCUCAGCAACAACAAGCUAGUCAGGUUCAGGCACAGAAUCCUUUAAAUGGCUCAUCAAACCAAGUCAAUAGAAUAGCCUCACCACUUCCUCAAGGGCAAUCUAGGUAUUUUAUUGUUAAAAGUUGCAACCGAGAAAAUUUGGAAAUAUCUGUUCAGCAAGGUGUGUGGGCCACUCAAAGGAGUAAUGAGGCUAAGCUUAAUGAAGCUUUUGAAUCCUCAGAGAAUGUUAUUUUGAUAUUCUCAAUCAAUAGAACUCAACGUUUUCAGGGUUGUGCGAAGAUGACUUCAAAAAUUGGUGGAUUUAUUGGGGGAGGCAAUUGGAAAUAUGCACAUGGAACUGCACAUUAUGGGCGGAACUUUUCCAUCAAAUGGUUAAAGCUAUGUGAGUUGUCCUUCCACAAAACUCGUCAUCUUCGAAAUCCGUAUAAUGAUAACCUACCGGUGAAGAUAAGCCGUGAUUGCCAAGAAUUGGAACCUUUUAUUGGUGAGCAAUUGGCUUCUCUACUUUACCUUGAGCCUGAUAGUGAACUCAUGGCAAUGUUUGUUGCUGCAGAAGCAAAACGUGAGGAAGAGAAGGCUAAAGGAGUCACCGCAGAUGCCGCAGCAGAUAAUCAGGAUAUUGUGUUGUAUGAGGACAAUGAGGAAGAGGAGGAAGAAGAAAGUGAGGAAGAGGAUGAUAGCUUUAAUCAAGCGGUGCAAGGCAGAGGGAGAGGUAGAGGAAUGCCAUGGCAGCCACCGAUGCCAAUGAUCAGAGGAGGAAGGCCCAUGCUCUCUGGUUUCCCUCCAGCAAUGAUGGGUGCUGAUGGUUUUGGCUUCGGGCCAGUUGCACCAGAUGGUUUUGCUACACCAGAUCUUUUUGGCAUGCCUCCGAGGGUCUUCGGACCAUUUGGUGGCCCUGCAGGCAUGGGCUUUCCUGCUCGGCCUGCCCAGCCUGGGGCUAUGUUUCCCAUGGGUAGCCUUGGAAUGAUGAUGGGUGCCGGUCGGACACCAUUCAUGGGUGGAAUGAACAUGGCUAGAGCAAACCGGCCAAUUGGAGUGGCCCCAUUCCUCCAUCCACCACCUCCCCCACUCAACAAUCGAAUUGUGAAGAAAGAUCAGAAAAGGCUAGUUGGUGAUCAGGGGAGCAAGGGUCAGGACUCAUCAGGAGGUGCUGGUGGAGAGGACGAUGAUAGGUUCCAAUCGAGCCUGAAGUCCCAGCAUGAGGGUAAGUAUGGUAUGGAUAAUGAGGAGAGUGAAAGUGAGGAUGAGGCACCUAGGCGAUCGAGACAUGGAGAAGGCAAGCGGAAGAGACGUGGCUCGCAGGGGGAGUCUGCAUCUGACCAGUGGGAGACACCAUUGGCUUAAGUAUUAUUACCUGUGACAUACAAGAACCUAAUUCUUUUUUCCCCUGAAACCAUGCCUGGUUCUUCUUGUAAUAUGCAUUAACCCAGAGCAUGAGAAUUUUAUGAUGUUUACAAGGAUAAUAUGUUAGAUGGAUUCAGUUGUAUGUGUUUAUUAUGAUGGAUGUAUAAGCAUACAGUAUUCAGUAAAAAUCUGCAGUCAUUGAACUUGUUCUGAUUAGAAAUGAUUUGAAUUCGGAUAUGUAAAUCAUUCUGCGUUAGUUUCAAGCGAAUUUUGAGUCUUGAAGCA